This is a messenger RNA of Bufo gargarizans (Asiatic toad), 3331 nucleotides long. RefSeq names its product lipase maturation factor 2 (gene LMF2). The transcript is spliced from 14 exons. Gene Ontology annotation, cellular component: endoplasmic reticulum membrane. Bases 75 to 2174 code for a protein of 699 amino acids. Lineage: Eukaryota; Metazoa; Chordata; Amphibia; Anura; Bufonidae. Gene Ontology annotation, biological process: protein maturation. The record is from RefSeq and is a predicted model, not a curated record.
UAAUGCGCAUGCGCAGACCGUCCACGUUGUGACUCAUCCAGACUGCUGCAAAGAUUUGAGGGGGUUCCGCGGUCAUGGGGGAGCAACGGCAAGUUCGAAGUACCUUCUUAUGGGGGCUGAGUGGCAUUUACCUGUGUGCAUUCCUGUCACUGUAUACGCAGAUACCAGGGCUAUAUGGACGUGAAGGAAUCUUGCCAGCAUGGAAGAUGCUUCGCUUCACUGGGAAAGGCUUAUGGGAACAGUUGAAUGACUCCCCGACAUUGCUGUGGCUAGGUCCCCGGAUAGGGCUGGACACGGAGCAGAGCAUGGAACUAAUCUGUUUACUUGGGACUGUCCUUUCUUUGGGUGCUUUGCUUUUCAACUGCUUUCGGGACAGCUUAAUUUUUCUACUGCUGUGGAUCCUCUACCUCUCCCUCUGUCAGGUUGGACAGGUGUUCCUUUAUUUCCAAUGGGACAGCCUGUUACUGGAAACGGGAUUCCUGGCAAUAUUGGUAGCCCCAAUGCAUCUUUUGCGCUCAAAGAUGAAUGUCUGGAGUGCCCAUGACGGCAUCACUUUCUGGCUUAUUCGAUGGCUGCUUUUUAGGCUUAUGUUUGCCUCUGGAGUUGUGAAACUAACAAGUCGGUGUCCAACAUGGUGGGGACUUACUGCUCUAACUUACCACUAUGAGACACAGUGUAUUCCAACUCCGGCUGCUUGGUAUGCUCAUCAGCUUCCUGUGUGGGUCCAGAAGCUGUCUGUGGUUGCCACCUAUGUGAUAGAAAUUGGGCUACCAUGGCUUUUCUUCCUUCCCUCAAGAAGGCUUCGUCUCUUCUCAUUUUAUUCUCAGGUUGUGCUGCAGGUGCUGAUCGUACUUACUGGGAAUUACAAUUUCUUUAACCUGCUGACCCUGGUUCUUUGCUUUUCUCUGCUGGAUGACCAGCACUUGAAAUCUGUCCCGAAAGGAAGGAAAGGACAGCAGAAAGGCCGUGGGUUCUCCAUGCAGUCUUUGGUUGUGCUCUUCGAUCUCCUGGUAUUUGGUUUGCUAGGGUUCUGGACUGUAAAAUACUUUGAGCUACAAAUAAACUUGGAAAAGUAUCAUGUGGAAUCUAACACUGCAUUUACGUACCAUGAUUUCCUGAAGUGGCUCCGCAUGCUCACAUUUCCCUCUAUUUGGCUGGGAGCUGUAUCUCUUGGUUGGGAGAUUCUUAAAGGGAUGUACAGGAGUGCAGCUGUACGAGGACAGUUCUGGAAGCUCUGGGCUACAAUACAAUGGGUUGUUUUCUCCAUUGCUACAGUUGGGAUGUUUACUAUCAGCCUGGUACCCUAUACAUACAUAGAUUUUGAAUCAAAUGGUCAACUUUGGCCAUCUGUGAAUCGGAUGUUUAAGAAAGUGGAUGGUUACCAGCUAGUCAAUUCCUAUGGUUUAUUCAGACGCAUGACUGGUGUGGGAGGCCGGCCAGAGGUUGUGGUUGAAGGAAGUUAUGACAAAGAGACCUGGACGGAGAUCGAGUUUAUGUACAAGCCGGGAAACGUUAGUGCGCCUCCUCCAAUAGUCACACCUCAUCAACCUCGGCUUGACUGGCAAAUGUGGUUUGCUGCCCUUGGGCACCACACACAGAGUCCAUGGUUUACCAGCUUUGUUCAUCGUCUUCUACAGGGAAACCAAGAUGUGAUACGAUUGGUGCAGAAUGAUGAGUCGCUCUAUCCUUUCAACUCGCAACCCCCUCUUUAUAUACGAGCCCAGCUGUACAAAUACUGGUACACAGAGCUUGAUCAGUCAGGGCACACACCUAGUAACUGGUGGCGGCGACGUCACGUGGAGGAAUUCUUUCCAGUGGUGUUCCUAGGAGACCAUACGCUGGAAUCUCUUCUAACCCAGCAUGGCUUAAAGGAUAAGCCACCUCCUCGCCGUUCCUUAGAUGCUCCAUUACCAUCAGUGCUCCGGUUUAUACGAGACAGUUUAGUGCCGUACCCUGCUCCUUUACUACUGCAUUCACUGCUUAUUGCAGUAGUUGUCAUUUUUUCCUUGCAGGCUUUAUUUAGUAGAGGUAACCGUUCAGGAGUCUCUAAGCAGCGGGGUCCUACAAAACCGCAGAGCGAGAAGAAAAAGCAGAAAGAGGGCAGCAGACAAGGAGAGUCUGGGGGCUCAGGAAAGGAUUCUAGUCACAAUAACAAGAGGCGUGAAAAAAGCUAAUGACUGCAUCAGAGGCCUGAGACUAUCUCCACCAGGCACAACCGCCCAGUAAUCUACCAUUUGGAUAUAAACGCGUCAUUUCUCCAUUUUACACUUGUGAAGUUUCAUUGUGUUGACCAUUCUCUGUGGUAAUCAUUGCAAGAAUUGAUCCUUAUUUCUAUUGGGCUUCCUCAUAAAGAUCCAUGACCACUGCGAAGUGAAUUUACUAUGCACCACCUCUUUCACUUCUGUUUUUAAACUUGUUUUUAUUAGAUAUAUAUGCAGAUUAUCUAAAUUCUAAACUAGUUUUACCCCCGAGUUUAUAAGUGCAAAGCUGGCCGUAGCUGAACCAUUAUUGCUAAAAUAUAGAUGUCAUUUUACUUGAUAUAUUUAUGGACUGGCCCUGUCGGAACAUAAGUAAUUAUGCGGUUAUUUUGUUAUUUACCUACAUCCAACGUAAGAUUUAUCAAACUGGUGUAAAGUAGAACUGGCUUAGUUGCCCAUAGCAACCAAUCAGAUUGCACCUUUCUUUUUUAAGAUCUUCAUUGGAAAAUUAAAAGGUGGAUUUUGGUUGCUGUUGGCAUCGAAGCCGGUUUUUCUUUGCACCAGUUUUGAUAAACCCCCCCCAAUUGGUCCAUGCAAAUGCACAAUAUUUCCCACAAUGCACAUGAUUUAGUAAGUGAAGAAUUGUCUAUAUGGUGGUAAAUAUAUUUGGCGUAUGGUUCUUUCCCAAGAAGAGAAAAAAAAGUGCAUGCUAGUCAUAUUGUGAGGACCUCUUUAUUGAUUGUGCUUACCAUUCUAGUUGCCAGCCUCCUUACUUAAAGUGCCUUAUUGAUUUGUCAGUCUCUCAGUAGAAGCCUUAAGUGCCUUUAUUACAUAUGACUUUGGCACAACUUGCCUGGUCAAGUCUAAACAGUAGGUUUUUAAGUUUCUCUUUAUGGAGUUGUCAUGCUACUGUUCAUAAUAUGGAAACAUUAGGGGAGAUUUAAGCUAAUUGCACCAAAGUUCUGGGUUAAUUUGCACCCAAAAAAAAGAAAGCAUGGUUUGCACCACAUGUGGGUUUUUUUAGACCCUUUUUGCACAUUGACUAGGUGUGUGCAAGAAAGGUGUGGCUUUAUGAGAAACUGGUGUGGUUUAAGAUUCAACAUCAUGUGCCAAAAUCCAUCAUGUGCCGUAAA